CGUGUGUCAGCUAGCUGUUAGCUGGGGCUAACAGGACCUCGGUGUGCCAGACCUGUAACAGUCCCACACAGACUUCGUUUAUGCCAGGAAACAGCUGUCGUUCGUGUAGAGAGGGGUUCACUGUUCUUGUUUUAUGUCUGUCAAUGUUUAACACCGAAGAGGAUGACGGACUAUGAGGAAAAUCAAGAUAAAUUAACCAGCCCCAAUACAACAGCGAAGCUCCAGGUAAUCUACAGUUGGAGUGCCGUCUUCUGCUAGCUGCAUCCUAAGGAGGAAAGCUCUGAGAUUCUACAAGGACUGGAUGCGGAAGGAGAUAUGAGGCAAGCUCAACAGCUAAUGCUAACUAUGAAUGCCAUUUCACACUUUCAGUGGGAUGUCAAAGUGCCAAAAGAUCAUACAGCUGAAUACCCAGCUGGGGUUAGGGUAGAGAAAAGCAGCAUUGGUAUAGAAAGGGCACAAGAAUAUGCAAGGACUUUCAACCUCCACUGAGAUCUAUAAAUAUCCACGAUACAGAACUGUUGUCCUCAACAAACCAGCCUCGGUCACCAUGCUGUCUAUGUUGGAAGUGCCAUCAUAGAGAGAAGAUACCGUGCCUCAAUCUGCUGCACGGUUUUUUGAGCUCCAGCCUAGGAGGAAGCUUUCCAGCUUUUGUCUAACCCUAAACAGUGGAGAUGGGCUCGCAAGCUUUACAGAUUUUGCGGCAGGGUGUGUGGGCUUCACUCACAGGAGGCUGGUAUGUGGACCCCCAUCAGAGCACAUUCUCCAACUGCAUCCACCUGUACCUGUGGAUCUUUCUCCUGGCCUUCCCCUUUCUUCUGUACAUGGCUCUUCCUCCAAGCUUGGUGGUGGCAGGCGUGUACUCUGCUGUGGUAGCGAUCUUCUUUACCGCCAUUAAGGUGGUUAACUACCGACUUCACGCCAUGUUCGACCUCGGUGAGAUUGUCGAGAAGAAGCAGGCUUCUCUCGCCGCUGACGCCCUGAGGACAGAAGAAGGAGACGAUGGGUCAGGAGCUCAUGAUGGAAAUCAACACAGGUGUGGAGAUAUAAUUGAAAGGGAUGUUGGAGAAUGGCAUUUUUAUACUAACCAGUACUUAUUUUUUUCCUGGGAUAGUCACGUUGGUGUGGAGAUGACCGUUUUUCGGAAGGUUAACUCGACUCCCCCGGUUCGCUGCAGCUCCCAGCAUUCUCUUUUCGGAUUGAACCAAGUGUCGGAGUUUUUGCCCCAGCUUGAGGAUGUAGGAGGAACUACUGAUCUCAAAGAAUUAACACAGGCACAGGGAAGCAAUAAUGUAAUUGUGACUUCGGCCCAUCGUGCGAUUUUACGUCAGAGCUCCCAGGACGCACAAAGGCCCUCCAGUAUGGCCCAGUCCUGCAUCUCUGACUCUCCAGGAGGAGAAUUCCCGGGUCUCAUUGGAGUUCCUGGAGUGUCAUCUGGACCUGAUGAUCCUGGAGGAUGCCUGUCCAUCCCGCCUUCACCUUUAAGUCAAGAAGAUGGAGGUGAGAAGGAACAGCCGAAGGACUUGCCAAAACAAUCAUCUCAACAGAGUACCAAGGACAAUGGGUUGGGAACAUAUUGUCCACUUGGACCCUCUGCCGAAUCUGGAAGCUUAGGUGAUACACCCCUCAGCCCUCUUAUAAAGAGCAGCUUAAGCGAGGAGUUAAGCGAAAACCUCAUGGGUUUGGGUCUGGACCCCGGAGCUUUUGCUCCAGGAACUGAGCACCCAGGCAGUCGCAGUGGGGUAGCUUUGGCUGCGGGGUCCACAGACAGCUGCUUCAGUGCAGGCGGAGCUACCACAGACCGAGAGACACUAAGCACCGUAAGCAGCUACCGCUCUGAGAAAACGGACUCCACUCAGUUAGAAAGUCCAUCGUUGAGCCAGUCGCGGCCUGCGGAUGGACAGACUCCUGCUGCAGCACCAGUGUCAGGUUCUAUUGCUCUGAAAAACACAGAGGAUGCAGCCGGACAGGGUGGCAGUGACACUGACAACCUGUCGGACAGUGUGCUCCUACGCUCCCCUUCCAAAGAGUUGUCCAUCAGCCAGGGCUUAGACCGGACACUUGUUGAGGAGGACUUACCCCCUGCACACUCUGAUAUUGCACAGCCCCCUCCUCUCCAGAACUCUUCCCCUUCAAGUAGUGGCCACUCAGAGGUGUGUGACUUGGACAGAAAAUCUCAUGGUCCUCCUCUCCCCCCACCUCGGCAGGCCAAUUCAGUGCCUUCAGGACUGGCCCUGGGUCUAGUGUGUUCUGAGCCUGCUCUGCCCAUAUCCUCCACCCCAUUGUUACUUUCUGAUCCGCCUGCGCUCCAAGCCCAGCAGGUUGUUCGUCCUAAAGACUUAAAGCUGCUGCGGGCCGGCGGCGGAAACAUGGGCCACAGGCCGGGCCGAAGGAAAGCUCCCAGACGGCGAACAGGAGCGGGCAGCAGCAGUUUCGACUGCGGCUCUUACAGGCGUCACCACAAUCACAGGCAACACGGAGAUUACAUCCCGGUGCGCAGCCGGCUGGGGGCUAAAGCUUACAGCGAAAGUUUGUUUGAGGACUCCAGUGACGAGGACGACGGCAGUGAUAUUAGUGCCGGGUCCAGCCUGGGCUCCCAGCGCAGAUACAGCUCAGACGAGGACAACGACAACGAUGACGACUCGAGUUCCUCUACCUCUUGCUACUCCUCAGACCUCGCCAACAUCAACAUUUCAUCCCUUCUCUCCACUGCUGCUCAACAUCCUGCUCCAAGGGAGGGCGAUUUACCCGAAACCUCCGCCCCCUCUCACUCUCGUGCUGCUCAGCGCUCCUCUAGCACAGCGAGCGCUAAGACUCAUGCGAGGGUACUAAGUAUGGAUGGGGCCGGCGGGGACCAGAGCAACGCAGCGACCACGCCCUCCGCGCUUCUUCCAAUGCCCUCCACGUCCACCCCGGCUCCUCGCACCCUUACUAUGUCUAAGUCUGAUCUGGAAGCCCGGACUAUACACACUGACGGCUUCCCUGUAUGCCAUCGUCAUCAUCGGCUGGAUUCUCUCGGAGGGUCUUGGACCGGCAACCAGAUGGGUUGGAGGGCAGGAGAGCUGGUUGAAGAGGGAGCCGUGGGCGGAGCUUUAGGUCCAGAAGACGGAAGCAAACAUGAAUGCCUGACGAGCGUGAAGAGGACCCAGGCGAUCCGCCGGAGGCACAACGCCGGGAGCAACCCCACACCCCCACCUUCAACAAUGGGAUCGCCUCCCAGCCUCCAAGACCUUCAGCGUGUUCGGACCUCGUCUCAUUCCCGCACCCGCACGCUUCCAUCAGCCUUACAGUUUGCGUCUUCGCUCCUCCUCCCCCGCAGCGGCAUCCACGAGGCCUCCAACUUCGACGACACAUCAGAGGGAGCGGUGCACUAUUUCUACGAUGAAAGUGGAGUGAAGAGAUCAUACACUUUUGGACCGGCUGGAGGUGGUUACGAGGACCCGGUUCAAGAAAGAGAGAGGCAGUCCCAGUCAUCAAGCUUCACCUCCACUGAGGUUCAGGAUGGAGCUCCAGUCCUGUCCAUCCUCCAGCCCAGACCCGUGGUUCUGCAGGGCAUGCAGGUCCGCAGGGUGCCGCUUGAAAUGCCGGAGUUUGACCUUGAUCACGAAUCCCUCCAAGAAUCCCAUGAGAACACUCUGAUGAUUGAGGAGAAAGCCAAGCCUAAGCAGUACUACCGGUUUUGGGUGCUGCCUGGAAAGUGGUUGAGGGUUCGAUACGAUCGACUGGCUCUUCUGGCUCUGUUGGACAGGAAUCGCCGUGUGGGAGAGAACGUGUUUUCGGUGUUGUUGGCCAGCCUGGUGGCCUUCCUGGGGUUUCUGCUCCUGCUUCAGGGCUUUUUCAGGGACAUCUGGGUCUUCCAGUUCUGCUUGGUCAUUGCCAGCUGCCAGUACUCUCUACUGAAGAGCGUACAGCCGGAUGCCGCCUCCCCGAUGCAUGGCCAUAACUGGAUCAUUGUGUACAGUCGGCCUGUUUACUUCUGCUUAUGUUGUGGGAUGAUCUGGAUAUUUGACCUGUCUGGGCGAGCUGGAAGUCUGCAGCCAUUCUCCCUCUAUGGGGUCACUUUCUUCUCUGGACACUUCCUGCUGUGUGUCAGGGACUUGCUUAUUGUUUUUGCCUUGUGCUUUCCGGUCAUUUUCCUGUUUGGGUUGCUACCUCAGGUCAAUACAUUUGUGAUGUGUCUGCUGGAGCAGAUUGACAUGCACAUUUUUGGUGGAACCGCUACUACCAGCCCGCUCUCAUCUCUGUUCAGCCUCAUACGCAGCAUAGUGGUGGCAGCUCUGCUUUAUGGAUUUUGCCUCGGCGCCAUUAAUGCCCCAUGGGGGGAUGCCCAUGUGCCAGUGCUGUUCUCCGUGUUUUGUGGUCUACUUUUGGCCUUGUCUUACCACCUAAGCCGCCAAAGCAGUGACCCAACCAUUCUGUGGUCACUGGUCCGGUCCAAAUUAUUCCCAGAACUGGAGAACAGAACACCAGAAGAUCCCCCUGUGGAAAUCAAAGAUCCUCUCCCUGAGAAGCUGCGUAACUCUGUGAGUGAGAUCCUUCAUUCAGACCUCGUCAUGUGUCCGCUCAUGGCUGUGAUUACCUUCGCCAUCAGUGCCAGCACCGUUUUCAUCGCUCUCCAGCCUGCUCUCAGCUUCGUCUUGUACAUCCUGGCCGGAGUUGUGGGGUUUGUUACACACUAUCUCCUGCCUCAGCUCCGUAAACAGCUGCCAUGGUUCUGCCUUGCACACCCUGUGCUCCGAUCCAGAGAGUACAGCCAGUUUGAAGUCCGAGAUGCUGCUCAGCUGAUGUGGUUUGAGAAGCUUUACGCAUGGCUUCAGUGCGUGGAGAAAUACUUCAUCUACCCAGCAGUGGUGCUGAACUCUCUGACAACCGAAGCCCGAACUGUCGGCCAGAGUCAUAAAGAUCUGGACAUGUACAGCCGAGCUCUCUUCAUCUCAGUCGCAGGAAUGAAGCUGCUGCGCUCAUCCUUCUGCACCCCGUCUCAGCAGUACGUCACGCUGUGCUUCACCACGCUCUUCUUUCACUGCGACUAUCCACACUUCUCGGAGACCUUCCUCAUCGACUACUACUUCAUGUCCAUCGUCUUCAGCAAGAUGUGGGAUCUGCUGUACAAGUUGCGCUUUGUUCUGACUUACAUCGCCCCUUGGCAGAUCACAUGGGGCUCAGCCUUUCACGCUUUUGCUCAACCGUUUGCCGUCCCUCACUCUGCUGUGCUUUUCGUUCAGGCAGUCUUCUCCGCCAUCUUUUCCACGCCCCUCAACCCCGUUCUAGGCAGUGCCGUGUUCGUCACCUCUUACACGAGGCCUGUGAAAUUCUGGGAGCGAGACUACAACACAAAGCGGGUCGACCAUUCGAACACCAGACUCGCCACUCAGUUAGACCGCAACCCAGGCGCCGACGACAACAACUUGAACUCGAUUUUCUACGAGCACCUGACGCGCUCUCUGCAGCACAGCCUGUGUGGCGACCUGCUGCUCGGUCGCUGGGGCAACUACAGCACGGGCGACUGCUUCAUCCUGGCGUCGGAUUACCUCAACGCUCUGGUGCACAUCAUCGAGAUCGGCAACGGCCUCGUCACCUUCCAGCUGCGUGGGCUGGAGUUCAGAGGUACGUACUGUCAGCAGAGGGAGGUAGAGGCCAUCACAGAGGGGGUGGAGGAGGACGAAGGCUGCUGCUGCUGCGAACCAGGUCAUCUGCCGCAGAUGUUGUCCUUCAACGCUGCGUUUGGACAACGCUGGCUGGCCUGGGAAGUGGCCGCCACCAAGUAUGUUCUGGAGGGCUACAGCAUCAGCGACAAUAACGCAGCCUCCAUGUUGCAAGUGUUCGACCUGCGCAAGAUUCUCAUCACCUAUUAUGUGAAGAGCAUCAUCUACUAUGUGAGUCGGUCCCCGAAGCUUGAGGAGUGGCUGGCGAACGAGGCGAUCCAGGAGGCCCUGCGGCCGUGCCUUGCCCCCAACUACGUGGACAGCGACCCCACCUUCAACUUGAACAUCGACGAGGACUACGACCACCGAGCCUCGGGCAUCACCCCCUCCUCAUUCAGCAUGGUUUACCUCGACUGGAUUCAGUACUGCAACAGCAGGCGCCAAACGCCGGUAACUUGUGAGAGAGAUUCCCCACUCGUCAACCUGUGUUUUGGCCUUUGUAUCCUGGGAAGAAGAGCUCUGGGCACAGCAUCUCACAGCAUGUCUGCAAGUUUGGAGCCGUUCCUCUACGGCCUGCAUGCGCUCUUCAAAGGAGAUUUCCGCAUCACGUCGCCCAGGGACGAGUGGGUGUUUGCGGACAUGGACCUGCUGAAUCGAGUUGUGGCGCCAGGAGUCCGAAUGUCCCUCAAACUGCAUCAGGAUCAUUUUACGUCUCCAGAUGAGUACGAGGAUCCGAUGGUUCUGUAUGAUGCAAUCACUGGCAACGAAGAAAAGAUGCUGAUUUCCCAUGAAGGUGACCCGGUGUGGCGCAGCGCCAUCCUGGCCAACAUGCCGUCACUGCUGGCGCUGCGACACAUCAUGGAUGACGGCAGCGACGAGUACAAGAUCAUCAUGCUCAACAAGAGAUUCCUCAGCUUCAGAGUCAUCAAGGUGAACAGAGAAUGUGUGCGUGGGCUGUGGGCCGGCCAACAGCAGGAGCUGGUUUUCCUGCGUAACCGUAACCCAGAGCGAGGGAGCAUUCAGAACGCCAAACAAGCCCUGAGGAAUAUGAUCAACUCCUCCUGCGAUCAGCCCAUUGGUUACCCGAUAUACGUGUCCCCGCUCACCACCUCGUACGCCGGGGGUCACGGCCAGCUCCGGUCGGUGUGGGGCGGCCCGGUCAGCCCGCACAACAUCUACACAUGGCUCAUCAGCAGCUGGGAUCGGCUGCAGAAAGGCUGCGGCGCCGGCUGUAACAGUGGCGGAAACAUCGAGGAUUCAGACUGCGGAGGAGGCUCCACUUCCAUCUCCACUAACCCAGCCAUUCACACCACGCAGAGCACGCCGGCCUCCGGCCUGCCACAGCCGCACAUCACCACUGUCCAGCCCUCCAUGGGUACAGACAACCCCGCAGGCCCGACCCAGAGCUGGCCCCACCAUCCCCAGCCUCUCCCAUUGGCUCUGCUCAGCCAGUCCGAGAGCAGGAUGGAGGCUGGCCUGCUGUCCUCUCUGCAGCGGACGUCCUCCAUCCAGGGGCUCCUGGGCCAGCAGCUCUCCAGCUCCCAGCUCUCCUUCAGCAGCUCCGUGGUUCCGCCGCCUCUGCCCGCCCCGGAACGGUUCUGCCCGGCAGCCCUGCUGGAGAACUCGGGCCACAGGUUGAGCCACAGGAGCGGCCUGCACUACGAGAGCCACUUUGGCAAGUGGAGCUUUUCAGGCAGGAAGGGCUUUAACGGGCCGGCCGCCGUGGAGAUGGAAGGAGGGCCGGUACAGACGAUACGCACACAGCCUCCUCCUCCUUCAGCGCCACCGCAGGAGGCCGGUAUCAGACACGACCCACUCGGAGCCACUCAGAGGCUGGACCGGUCUCUGCUGGAUUCAGGUGGCUACGGCUGUAUUUGAAGCUCCGGCUUCAAAAGAGGAAUCCACAGAGCUGCCUUUACUCGAUUAACUCCGCUGACUUUUGCACUGGCGACAUUUUCUACGACGAAAGCACACCGUGGGACCCAGUCGGCCCCACCCUGACCGGACGCAUUCCAGCCGCUUCGGGACCCAUUCCAUCGAUCCCCGCCUGAAUCUGGGAGCAAAAACGUCCCCGGCGCAGCCGGAGCGGCUCAACGUGCGGCAGAAUUUAGCCAACUUCACAAGUCGGGUUUCAUCAUGACAUCUGAUCAUCUACCUUUUUUUUUUUUUUUGUGUUUCUUCGGACAACCUUUGGGUUGUAACAGAAAUGACAGGCCAAAAAGGCCAGUGCAAUUAAAAGGGAUAUUUUGCUUCAGGAGUGCUUAUUUUUCUACACCAGAGAAAAGAAUCUAGCGUCUGACUGUCUUUUACUCGACAGAUGCAGUGACAAGUGUUUCUUUUUCAUCGAUUUAAAAAGAAAAAAAAAGAGAGAUCAGUAGGUUACUGUACCUGACGUGUGGAAACCAUGAAAAGCCUUGUUUAGUUUCCCCCCCCCCCAGUUACUGCGUCCUACUGGACCUGCGGCCGAGCGUCGAUAUCUGAUGGAGCGCAUUGACAAACUUCAGGAGCCUCCGCGGUGCCUCUCUCCACCGCACGCCGCGUGGAAACAGAAAUAACACCCAGUCCUCUGAGGAGCGCGGCCAGAUCAGCAGUUAACAAAGACGUCCUCCCUCACCCAGACCGACGGGCGGUGCGCCAGCGGCUAGUUUACAGAUUAUUUAGAAGUCCUGAGUUGAACGGUGGAGAUGUGGAAGACGGAAUGGGCCAAACGGAGGCUCCUCUGUCUGAAAAGCCUGGGGCUUGAAAACCCACGAACUGGGAGUUAGAAAUGUCAAACCUUUUUUGUUUCAGUGGGUUGGGUGUCCUUUCUUUGUUUUUUGUCUUGUUUUGUUUUUUGUUUUUUUACUUGAAGAAUCCCAAGUUCCUCAGUGACUUAAAAACACACUGAGUUUUCUUUUUGUUUGAUAAAAGAUCAAUAAAAGCCUGACUGGUUAGAUCCAGCCGGCUGUCGGCUCUCCAGAUAGCAGGGAUUCAUGCUGCUCAGUGUGGGGAGCAGCGCUUCCUCUCCCGUUACUGUACUACUGCUUCUGCAUCCCCCUGCUACUACUAAUGUACCCACUACUACUACUGCUGUUUCCUUCGCAGUUAAAUCCAGCGUUAUAGUUGGAACAUUACACCGCGGAACAAACGGUAAAAGCAAAGGCGAAAUAUUUAUUUGACUAACGUUGUCUUACUGAUUAUCUUUUAUGAGCGGGGCUGUCUAUGUGGUGUGCUGAUGUAUUUGCCUUCUGUCAAUUGCAUCCUCUCUCUCCCAUCAGCUUGUCUAAAAAAUGCAUCACCAAUACCAAGAGUUUUGUUUAAAGGGAUAGUUUGCAUAUUUGAAGUGGGAUUUUGGAAGCACUUUUGACCAGUGUUUAUCUUAUUUUGAGACUAAUCAAAGUUUUGAACUCGCUUCUCGGUAUUAAUUUUAACUGCGCAUAAAAUAUUUUCUUUCUAGCCUCUCUGACUUCAGUGGUCAAUAAUUAUUUACAUCAAGAUUAAAGGCAACAUCACAGUAUUUUUAUUCAUUUAAAAUGGGAGCAAAAUGAUUACUGGGUUAACAUUUUAAACUGGAUUUAGCAUCUAAUGUAGCAAAAACCAGUCAGCCCAGUCUGUGUGUACAUUCUAGAGAAAACAGAUCUUUCACACUUAGAUUUCUACAAGGCUGCUUACAUUUUCAGACCCAGUAUGUAUUUAGGACAAAUUUGCAGUUAUCCUCUUAUCUUCCUCUUAUCCCUUUAAGUCUUGCUCUCUCUCGCUUUCCCGCAGCCCGAGAGAAUAAAUCGUCACGUCAACAUAUCGCAGCUUCUUGCAUCUCUGCACUUAAUUGCUAAUUUCUUAUUCAUUUUUAGUCGUAUUCACUCAAUAACCACCUCUACACGGAAGAGUGUAGUUGUUGAGCUUUGAUCAUGAUCGAGGAUCAUCCGAUUCAAUUCACCCUCUUUUUUUUUUGUGCAUCACCAACUUCUUUAGGUAAUAUCGGAUCAUUCCUCUUGAGUAUCGGGGAGGUUUUAAUGGAGAAACCAAACUUAUAAAAAACUCUAAAGAAAUGAGUAAAUCUCAGUUUAAAGUUGGUAAAGAACAUUCUUCUUUUUUUUUUUUUUUUUAAGUGGAUCAUUGUUCAAAAAGUGAUUUGGAUUACGCUCUGUUUGUGAAACAUGUUGGGACUGAAAUCAAGUUACAGAGGAGAGUUUAAUCUACUGUCCAUCAGUGCUUCACACAAAACCAUCUCCAAAUAAACAAAUCGUCUCUUUACGCCUGUAGCGUGACUGGAAAUAUUCCUGAGAACUCAAAUUUAGCUUUUCUCCUUUCCACUUCUUUUUUUCUUCUCUCUCUCUCUCUUUUUUACCGCUGUGAAAACCUGCGAGUUUUAAUGGGUUGCAGGUAAACAUGAAACAAGACACAGAACCUGGCAGAUGUUCUCCUCCCCGCCGCAGCGCCCAGCUGUCGGCUCUCUGCAGUGUUUGUAACGUUGUGCCAUAGCAUUAAUUGCCAGAUCCUGGUUUGCUCACAAAUUAAUUUCUCUGAUUUUUUUCUCUUUUUUUUUUUUUUUUUCCCCUCUGUGGGAAACUUGAAAGAAGACAAGCGUUCUCAGGAUUUAACAUUUUGGUGGGAGGAAAGAAAAUUAAGAGGGAUUUAAGAUCUUUUUUUAAUUAUUAUUUGAGUCGGGUGGCUUGAAUUAGGCUCUGGUCGAAAACUGGAUAUUGGAGGCAAAUUUGACGCUUAGAAUUAAAAAUAGAGUUUUAAAGUAAAGGUCACUUAGUGUGUGGGUUGGGAACUGGGUCACACUGGUGUCACAAUUCUUCAUGGCGUUUGAGAAAUCACUCUCUUCGCUUUCGUCUUUGCUCCACUUUAAGCUCCUUACAGAUUUUUUUUUUCUUUCUUUUUUUAAUUUAAUCUUUUGAGCAGCCCUGAGAAUUUUUGUAAAUUUGCUGCGAGGAACCUUGUACAGCAUCUCUCCCAGGACUUGGUAACAACACUCUCAACUCAGGAAAUACAGACUUCUCGAUCAGUGCUGUUUUUUUUGUUUUGUUUUGUUGUUUUUUUUAAUAUAAUUUGCAUCCAAAGCAACGGGGAAUUUUUCUGUCUUUUUUUUUUGUUGUUCUUUAUUCUUCUUUGUUGGGAGACGGGAAAGCACAAGCUAACAGGCAGACCUGGGUGUCCAAAAGGGAUUUCUGAAUCUCUAGAUCUAUGUACAGCAUGUUUGCUAUAUGAAUAUAUAUUUAAAAUAUAAAUCUAUUUUAUUAUUGGGUUGUUUUUUUUUUGGUUUUUCUUCUCCAUCAAUGACACUAUGUGCGAAAGGGUGAGACUCUGGAUUUAACUCAACCUGAAGAGCUGAAAUGUGCAGUUCGGGAAGAAUCACUUAUUACUUCUUUUGCACACGAUUUCAUCGUCCAUCAUCCCAGUUUUUGAUUUUGAACAUUUUUGGGAAGGUGGUCUUUUAUUUAAGAACUUUAAGUCAUUGUUCUGUACAGUUUUUUAUGUGACUUUUUUUUUCUUCUAUUUAAAUUAAAGUUUUUGUCUUUCUUU
Molecule: messenger RNA, 11150 nt
Organism: Gambusia affinis (western mosquitofish)
Lineage: Eukaryota; Metazoa; Chordata; Actinopteri; Cyprinodontiformes; Poeciliidae
Product: pecanex-like protein 3
Exons: 35
Coding region: 672-7520 (2282 amino acids)
Cellular component (GO): membrane
Source: RefSeq, a predicted model, not a curated record